Messenger RNA from Argentina anserina (silverweed cinquefoil), 1501 nucleotides. Its product is annotated as phytoene synthase 2, chloroplastic-like. The transcript has 5 exons. The record is from RefSeq and is a predicted model, not a curated record. NCBI's taxonomy places the organism in Eukaryota, Viridiplantae, Streptophyta, Magnoliopsida, Rosales, Rosaceae. The coding region runs from base 130 to 1314 and encodes 394 amino acids. Gene Ontology annotation, molecular function: geranylgeranyl diphosphate synthase activity. Gene Ontology annotation, biological process: carotenoid biosynthetic process.
UCACAGUUGCCACAAGUCACAACUCACAACAGCCUUACAUUGGAAACCCAGAAGCCACAAAGCCAGUACCCAAAAGCCAAGUUUCCAAAAGCAAAACUCAGAACUACCAAUUCUAAACCCUCCUUUGAUAUGUCUGGUGUUCUUCUUUGGGUGGUGAAUCCCAAAGAGAAUGCCACCUCUUUGCUUAGUCUGAUGCCCAGAAUUGGUAGCCCAAAGAGGUCCAAAUUCUGCUCCAGGCUGAGUUUCUCACCUGGGAUUUUAGCCUAUUCAGGUGCUGUUGCCCACCCACCAAGGUCUUCAGAAGAGAAGGUCUAUGAAGUGGUGCUCAAGCAAGCUGCUUUGGUGAGAGAACAGAGGAUGCCCAAAGAGAAAGCUUUGGACUUUGAUCAAGGGAUUGAUACUAGUGACUGGGAUUUGCUCAAUGAGGCUUAUGAUAGGUGUGGUGAGGUUUGUGCUGAGUAUGCCAAGACUUUUUACUUGGGCACAUUACUUAUGACACCGGAGCGGAGACGAGCAGUUUGGGCAAUCUAUGUAUGGUGCAGAAGGACCGAUGAGCUAGUUGAUGGACCUAAUGCUUCAUAUAUCACACCAAAAGCUCUUGACAGAUGGGAAAAAAGACUAACUGACCUCUUUGAAGGUCGUCCAUAUGAUAUGUAUGAUGCAGCUCUAUCUGAUACUGUCACCAAGUACCCAGUUGAUAUACAGCCCUUCAAGGACAUGGUAGAAGGAAUGAGGCUAGACUUGAGAAAAUCAAGAUACCAGAACUUUGAUGAGCUUUACCUCUACUGCUACUAUGUUGCUGGAACUGUUGGACUGAUGAGUGUUCCAGUGAUGGGAAUCGCCCCUGAAUCAAAGGCGUCAACAGAGACUGUUUACAACGCUGCAUUGGCUCUUGGAAUUGCUAAUCAGCUCACGAACAUACUUCGAGAUGUUGGAGAAGAUGCUAGGAGAGGAAGAGUCUACCUCCCACAAGAUGAACUUGCUCAGGCUGGACUAUCAGACGACGAUAUCUUUCGGGGGAAAGUGACAGACAAGUGGCAGAGUUUCAUGAAGGGCCAAAUAAAGCGAGCUAGGAUGUUCUUUGAUGAGGCUGAAAAAGGGGUUGCUGAGCUCAACGCAGCAAGUAGGUGGCCAGUAUGGGCUUCUUUGUUGCUAUAUAGGCAGAUUCUGGAUGCCAUUGAAGCAAACGGUUAUGAUAAUUUCACAAAGAGGGCUUAUGUCGGAAAAGCAAAGAAGUUAGUAUCAUUGCCGAUCGCUUAUGGCAGAGCAAUUAUAGGCCCCUCAAAAUUAACUAAGCAGUUGGUGGCGAGAUAAACUUAGAUUUUACUGAUGCCUCAGUUUAUAGCAUAUGUAUACGAUAUUAGAGAAAACUACUAUGGAAUCUCAAGUUUUAUGUGUAAAUUUAGAUUCAUUUGGUCUACACCAAGCAUUUCCAGGGCGCUUAACCAACAAACGCCAGAAUCCACAGAUUGUAAAGCUGUAAUUCAAUUCUAUUCCACAG